AUCAGACUACGGUUCUUCAUGCAGUUUUCUACCCUACAACUCAAUUUUUAAAUAUUCAAUUCAGGGAAAAUUUCUUUUCACUGAUUAGGAGAUUCAUUGCGGCAAAACUAACACAGAAAAAUAUAAAUGCUUUCUUGUAUUUCACAUAUCGCAAAAAUAUAUAAAUAUUCAUAGUUUAGACAUUAUCAUCGAAUAGUGUCCGUUGGUAAAAUAGGAUAGUACACCAGCUCAUCCAGAACUAUUAGAAUGUUUACUCACAAAUAUAAAUACGAGGAAGGUUAAGAAUCGAACAGAGAAAUAGAACAACUUUUUAUGUGAAUUUUGUCAUCGUAAGCUAAUGGACGUUAAGCCCAAAUAGGAGAAUCCAUUUUACCUCACAGCUAUGAAGUUUCACUUAAAUUCUAAUUUUCUGUAACCGAGUUCAACGUACUAUAGCAGCAGGUCCAAUAAAAAGAUCAACAUAGAUCUCCAAGAAGUGCAUUUAAAAAAAAGGGGGUAAGAAAAACUGCAUAAUAAUACGAACAAAUUCAACCGCCGAUAGACACAAUAUCGUCGAAGGUGUGUGUCUUCCAAGGAUUAGAAAACAAAUAAAACUCAAUCGGAAGACAUUGGAAUGUUGCACGCUCCAUCGCGGUGCAAAUUAACGCGCGAAGAAGGUUCAAAGUGUGGAUUCCGCGCACCUGAGCGGCGGUUCCAGAACAAAGAAUAUUGUUGCCGUGAUACGAUAGUUUUUUGUUUGCAAAUGAUAUGCGAUUGGAUUCGAGAAAAACAAAGGGAAUCGUAGUGUUUCACAGUUUCGUUCAGCGUUCCAUCGAGCACGAUUUCGAGCACUCGUUCUCCGAACACAAGAAUAUGUACGACUGGAUGUUCCUGUCCUUGCGGUUUCCGCAAAAGCUAUGGCGAAUAAUUAACGACUGCGAGACGGGCGCGAUCCGUUGGAGCCUCGGCGGCAACACCAUCCUCCUCGAUUACAAGAAAUUCCAGGAGCAGUACCUUGACGCGUGCAACUCUAUCUUCAAAACGAAGAACAUCACCAGCUUCAUUCGCCAGUUGAACCUGUACGGCUUCCGGAAGGUGACCUCUCACAAUCGGGACCCGAUCUGCAACGCGUACAAUCCCGAUGUUCACGAAUUUUUGCACGAGAAUUUCCGUGGUGGUCGACCGGAUCUGCUGCCCAGAGUGUACCGUAAGACACCUGGGAGACUAAAUCAUCGGCAACGAAUUCGUUUAAAGAACAGUCCGGAACCGGAACUAUCCAGCAAAAACUUUGAUGAGUCCCGUUUGCAUGCGUGCCGGAUGGCGUUAACAAAAACUCUGGAACAAAUAACGCGAGAAUAUCAACGGAUACACUAUCAUUCAAUAAGAAAUAGUGAUUCUAGAAACAGUCCAACAAAUUCCCCCGAAAAAGUUUGUCACUUUAAUUUAUGUUCUACUCAAAAUAACGAGGUGGAGAUAGAAUGGAUUCCAAGAAAUCCAGUACCAAUCGUCGCAAAACGGAGCAACACAAACGGUCAUUCAACUUACACCUGGUGUGUAUACGAAGUAAAUAAAUCCCAUCAAGAAGAAUAAUUGUAAAGAAUAGUUUAAAUAUAUUUUAAAUAAGAAUUUA
Messenger RNA from Megalopta genalis, 1609 nucleotides. RefSeq lists its product as uncharacterized. Gene Ontology annotation, molecular function: sequence-specific DNA binding; DNA-binding transcription factor activity. NCBI's taxonomy places the organism in Eukaryota, Metazoa, Arthropoda, Insecta, Hymenoptera, Halictidae. The record is from RefSeq and is a predicted model, not a curated record. Gene Ontology annotation, biological process: regulation of DNA-templated transcription.